This is a messenger RNA of Dictyostelium discoideum AX4, 1764 nucleotides long. RefSeq lists its product as hypothetical. The transcript has a single exon. NCBI's taxonomy places the organism in Eukaryota, Evosea, Eumycetozoa, Dictyosteliales, Dictyosteliaceae. The record is from RefSeq and is a predicted model, not a curated record. Bases 1 to 1764 code for a protein of 587 amino acids.
AUGGAAGUAAUUUCACAAAAUCCCUCAAUUUAUCAUAUUCACAAAUCCAACCAAAACGACUCACAUAAUAAUAAUAAUAAUAAUAAUAAUAAUAAUAAUAAUAAUAAUAAUAAUAAUAAUAAUAAUAAUAAUUAUUAUUAUAACAAUAACAACAAUAAUAAUAUCAAUAAUAAUAAUAAUAAUAAUAAUAAUAAUAAUAAUAAUAAUAAUAAUAAUAAUAAUAUAAAUUCAAUUAAAUCACCAAAGAAAAUAUCGAUAAGUAAUUCAAAUAGUAGUAGUUUUUAUGAAGAAGGUGGAUUCGAUGAUAUGUAUCCAUCUUCAAGUAGCUUAUCUUCACCAAUGAUGUCAUCAUCUGGCAGUAUAAAUUCAAAAUCACCAUCACCAUACAAUGUAAAUAAACAACAACAACAACAACAACAACAACAACAACAACAACAACAACAACAACAACAACAACAACAACAACAACAACUUAAACAAAUUUCACCAUCAACAUCAUCAACAAGUUUAAUGAAUUCUCCAACUCCAUCGCCAUCAACUUUACCAAAUUCAAAUAGUCAACAACAACAACAACAACAACAACAACAACAAACAUGGAAGAGUUGUUGUGGUAAUUCAAGAUGUAUGUUAUGUGGUAAUGGUACACCACGUUGUCUUUGUAUGAAUCAUCCAUCGUGGACAUUAAUACUUAGAGUUGUAUUUUUCUCAUUAUCACAAUUGUAUCCAGAUAAGGAAUUCUUUAAUUUAAAGAAAGAAGUUUACGUUUACUUGAAUGACCAUUGGGAGAUUUUAUCACCAAAUCAAAAACAAUCUCAUAAUUGGAGACGUCAAGUCCAAGAUGCUCUAUCACAUUCCAGAUUCUUUAGAUCUGGUAGACACACUCUAAGAUGUAAUGGUUAUUGGCAAUUGAAAUUACAAUGUAAUCCAUGGAAAUAUAUAAACUCUAAACAAUUUGAAGCUUUAAAAAUUGAUGAACCAGGUUCACCACAAGAUGAUUUCAUAAAUUAUUUCCCAUACAAUGUUCCAGGUGAAAAACAAGUUUCAUUACAACCAAGAACUUCUUCAUCACUCUCAAAUUCACCUUCACCAACUCCAACUAUUAAUUCAACUCAAACUACUCCAACAACUUCUCCUGAAAUCGCUUGGAUAAUAUCUUCACCAAAAUCAUUAUCUUUAACAAAUUUAAAAUCAAAUCAAACUCAAACUCAAAAUCAAAAUCAAAUCCAAAAUCAAAAUAAUCAAAAUAAUCAAAAUAAUAAUAAUAAUAAUAAUAAUAAUAAUAAUAAUAAUAAUCAUAAAAUUAAUAAUUUAAUUAUAUCAUCAUCAUCCUUGAAUUCAAUUAAUAUUGAAGGAUCAAUGGAUUAUAAUGAUUUAUCAUCACCAUCAAGUAAUUAUCAUUCUGAUGAUAUUCCAUCAUCUCCACUUUCAAAUUCAUCACCUUCAAUUAAUAACGCUCCAUUAAAUACUAGCCAAGAUUCAAACUUUAAUUUCUCCGCACUUACAACACUUUCCAACUUUUCAUUAACUCAACAACCUGUAUCAAUCCACUUCCCAAAUUCUUUAAAAUCAAGUGGAAAUAAUAUAAAUAAUACAAACAAUAAUUAUAAUAAUAAUAAUAAUAAUAUAAAAAAUAAUAUAAAUAAUAAUAAUAAUAAUAGUAUAAAUAAUAAUUAUAAUAAUUAUAAUAUAAAAAAUAAUGAAAAAAGCGAAAAUAAUAAUGAAAAAAUUAAUCAAAUGAAAUCAAUUUUAAAUUGUACACUUUAA